Molecule: messenger RNA, 3516 nt
Organism: Sphaeramia orbicularis (orbiculate cardinalfish)
Lineage: Eukaryota; Metazoa; Chordata; Actinopteri; Kurtiformes; Apogonidae
Gene: cpsf6
Product: cleavage and polyadenylation specific factor 6
Exons: 10
Coding region: 46-1704 (552 amino acids)
Molecular function (GO): RNA binding
Source: RefSeq, a predicted model, not a curated record
UGUGCCGUUCACCGCCGGGCGGAGUGAGCAGCGGGUCAGAGGAAAAUGGCGGACGGUGUGGAUCACAUCGACAUCUACGCCGACGUAGAGGAGGAAUUCAACCAGGAAGCUGACUACCCAGUCCAUGAGCAGAUCGACCUGUAUGAUGAUGUAAUAUCCCCAUCGGCCAAUAAUGGCGAUGCUCCAGAAGACCGCGACUACCUGGACACACUGCCUGCGCCAGGUGGUUCAGAGGGAGGGAAAAGUGCUCCACCCAACGUAGUGUAUACCUACACAGGCAAAAGAAUUGCCCUAUACAUUGGAAACCUCACAUGGUGGACAACAGAUGAGGACCUGACAGAAGCCAUCAGGUCAAUAGGCAUCUCAGAUGUGCUGGAAAUCAAGUUCUUUGAAAACAGAGCUAAUGGACAGUCAAAAGGGUUUGCUCUGGUGUGUGUGGGCUCUGAUUCUUCAUCCAGGAAGUUAAUGGAGCUGCUGUCAAAGAGGGAGCUGCACGGUCAAAAUCCCAUCGUCACGCCGUGUAAUAAACAGUCACUCAGCCAGUUUGAGAUGCAGUCACGCAAAAGUUGUACAGGUACACAGUCAGGCCAGAUGUCUGGGGAGGGUAAAGCUGGUCCCCCCGGUGCUGGACCCCGUGGAGGUUUCCCAAUGGGGGGGCGAGGCAGAGGCAGGUUCCCUGGACCACCGGGCCCUGGAGACCGGUUCCCUGGUCCUGUUGGGCCUGGAGGGCCUCCACCACACUUUCCAGGUGGGAUGCAGGGUCCUCCACGUCCCCCUCCAGGUCCACCUGGCCCUCCUGGCCCUCCAGGACCUCCACCUCCUGGCCAGGGCCUUCCCCCUCCACUUGCUGGUCCCCCAAAUCGUGGCGAUCGACCCCCUCCCCCUGUUCUCUUCCAUGGUCAAUUUGGUCAGCCUCCACUGGGGCCCCUACCCCCUGGCCCCCCUCCUCCAGGUUACGGCCCACCCCCUGGUCCCCCCCCCCCUCAACAGGGCCCUCCACCUCCAGGACCAUUCCCUCCCCGUCCCCCUGGCCCUAUUGGUCCUCCCAUGGCUUUGGCUCCACCUCCUCACAUGCAAGGUCCCCCACCAGGUGGACCACCACCAGCCCCACAUGUCAACCCUGCCUUCUUUCCUCCACCUGGCAACAACAACAUGCCCCCCAACGACAGCAGAGGGCCUCCUGGACCAAAUGACCCGUACGGACGGCCACCACCCUAUGAGAGAGGGGACUACGGUCCUGGAGGCCGGGAGAUGGAGGCGUCACGGACCCCACUGAGUGAGGCAGAGUUUGAGGAGAUCAUGAACAGAAAUAGAGCCAUCUCCUCCAGUGCCAUAUCAAGAGCAGUGUCUGACGCCAGUGCAGCUGACUAUGGCAGUGCUAUAGAAACCUUGGUGACAGCCAUUAGUCUCAUUAAACAGUCUAAAGUCUCAGCUGACGACCGUUGUAAGGUCCUCAUCAGUUCACUACAGGACUGUCUCCACGGCAUUGAGUCAAAAAGUUACGGCUCUGCAUCCAGGCGAGAGCGUUCCAGAGAGCGUGACCAUAGCCGGUCGAGGGAAAAGAGCAGGCGUCACAAGUCUCGUAGUCGUGAUCGGCACGAGGACUAUUACCGAGAACGCAGCCGUGAGCGGGACCGGCAUCGUGAGAGGGACCGGGACAGAGACCGGGAGAGAGAGAGGGAGCGAGAGUACCGACACCGCUAGAGGACUGGGGAGCUAACGAGGAUCAAAGAUGGAAGGAAGCAAAAGGAGGAACGACUACAUUGGCCACAGCCUCCCCACCCUGCAUGACCGGACAGGAUUAGCAUCUCUUCCUCCCCUCCAUCUCUCCUCUCCUUCUCCACCCAUCCUUCUCUGUUUCUUCAUCUUGUCUGCCUGACUUAAGAGCAGUGGAUGGAAGACCCCGACCUGUGUAAGGCUAUGUUAUCCAAACAUAUACUCAUGGUAACUAAAGAUGAAAGAAAAAAACUUUCCAAAACAGCUCUGUUAUUUUUAUGAUGUUUUAUUUGAUAUGAAGUUGAGUAAAUGUGAUGCUUUUUUGAAAAACAGGAACAGCCCCCACCGCCUCCAAACAGAUGACACAAACAUUGCAUCCUUAAGUUUUUUUUUUUAUUUUAUUUUCCCUCGGCUCGCUGUACUGUGUACAUUCAGUUUAGAGAUUAGUUUUUAUAGGGUACAUGUUUGGUGUGUCCCCCCCUCCCCCCCAUUCUUAUUUGUUCAUGGUUAGUAUGUUUGUAAAUGUUUCUCUGCUUUUGAUUAAAAACUAGAUGGUGUUGUAAUAAAAAAUGUUCACUGAGGUACACUUGCAUUUGGUGAAUUCCUCUACAUGUUUGUGUCAUUUAUAUUAAAUGUGAAUUUUGGUCUAUAAAAUGUUUUCAUAUUGAAUUUGUCUACUUUUAAGUGACACUUUUUAGCUGCAUUGGCAGGUGGCUUUGUUUUACAAAGCACAGCUGUGUUACUUGGUACUUUUCUGUAACACAGAAGGUAAAAAAUAAGACAAGAGUUGAGUGUAAUAAUUUGUAAAGUGCCCUGGCUGAUUGAUGCAAACAUAGAUGCUGAACAAAAAACGUGCAGCUGUUGGGACCAUUUCCAACUGCACACAAAACCUCAAAAUUAGUGUUCAUUAAGUGGUUUCUUGUUGUACAUCGCCAAAAACAUUUCCAAACCAAGCUGUUUCUGAAAUGUUAUGUUUUGUGUAUGUGAAUUAAGUUGGCCCACAUUGAUUUUAAUCCACUCUUAGUUUACAUAUCAAUGAAACAUUUCCUACUGAUACCCCCCAUUCUUUUGUGCCAUUUGCUAUAUUUUUUUCUUGUUUGAAAUUGUCAACUUGUGAAAACCAGCAUGAAUGAUCAAAGCAGCUCACUGGUAAAAACUGAACUUUUACUACACUUACAUUGUCAUGUGCCGUACUACACUUUAUUUCCUACUUUUGUUCAUGUUAUAGGCUGUCGACAUACACCUAGUGUUUGUAGGUUUUUAAAACUGGUAUGAAGAAUUGUGCAUGUUUUUCCUUGGUCAAAUGAAUUUAAAGGAAUAAGUAUAAUGGACACUGUGUUCUGUUUACUAAAAAAAAAAAAAAAGUAAAUUCAGUCUGGAAACACUGUAAAAGCUACCAUGAGAUGGGAAGCUCACAUUGUAUGAAUUUAACAAGGCAAAAUCACACAAAUGCAGGUUAAACAACACAUUUGUCUACAACUGUUGCCUGGUUCAUAUAUGAAAAUUCUGUUUAUUCUGUUUAAUGGAAGAUCAUAAAUUUGUUCAGAUGUUUUGUCUUUCACCAUAAAGCUAAUAAGUCCUUUAUAUUUAACUGCUCAAGGUGUUGGUAUGGCAAGAAAUUCAUGUAGUUCAUCCAUUGUAACUGCCACUGAAAUCACCCUGUCUUACUAAAACAGGUCUGUAUCAACAUCCACAUGUUUAACCCCCAACAAUGUGUCUAUGUUCUAUCAGUAUACUUGGAGGUUUUUAUAUUGACAAAUGUUAAUUGUUCCCACCAGCAUCUGUUUUAAGUAUGGCUAC